Molecule: messenger RNA, 6694 nt
Organism: Engraulis encrasicolus (European anchovy)
Lineage: Eukaryota; Metazoa; Chordata; Actinopteri; Clupeiformes; Engraulidae
Gene: wdr90
Product: WD repeat domain 90
Exons: 43
Coding region: 350-5878 (1842 amino acids)
Cellular component (GO): centriole
Molecular function (GO): protein binding
Source: RefSeq, a predicted model, not a curated record
GUCGCGGGAGAGCACAGGCUGUUGUUGUUGUGUUAUCAUCAUCCUGAAGACUGACUGGGGAAUUACCAUGAGUGGUGUUGAGAGCUAAAAGUGUUAGCUGUGAUUAUUUCACGAAUAGAAAUCCAUAGGAUGACAACGUAGCCCUAUGUAUGCGUUUAUCGCUAACGUUUGCGUAUUGACAGAGCACAGAGGCGUCGGCAACUCCAACAAGGCAAACUUUUCUAACCUCACGUUAGCUAGCUGAUAUAGCUACAUAUUCAGACAUUUAGACAUUAUUAUUGUCCAAAACCACACCGGGCUGAGCUGAAUUAUUUUCAGUUUCUCAGCUUCUUGUCCAUUUGAACGAGCGAUGUGUUCAAGAGACUGGCAGCAUCCCUACGUCAACAUCUUCAAGCAUGUUCGCCUGGAGGAGUGGAAGAAAGCCAGCCGGGAGGGUGAUGUCACCACCUCCAUGGAUAAAACCAUUAAGUCCUCUGUGUUCCGGAUCCGUGGCUCGGUGCCGGCCAGCAACUAUAUCCAGAUCCCCAAGAGCAGCAGCCAGUCGCUGGGCCUCACCGGACGCUACCUCUACCUGCUCUUCAGGCCCUCACCUGGGAAACACUUCCUGGUACACCUGGAUGUGGUGGCAGAGGAGGGCCAGGUUAUCCGCGUGUCCUUCUCCAACAUGUUUAAGGAGUUCAAGUCCAGUUCCACCUGCCUGCAGCUUCCCUUCGUCUGUGGAGCGGCAAAGGGCUCUGUGUACGAGAGCACCGCACGGACCGCCAAACAGGGUCUAGUAGGCCCAGCUCCUGAGCGUGUGCGUUGGGUGUGUCUGGUGCUGGACCUGCGCUACCUGCUGUCCGUCUACCUGAACCGGCGCUACAGCCACCUCAAAUCCCUCAAGCUGGGCUCCAACAUGAGCCUCAAGAACGCCAUGACCAGCAACCUGCUCAUGGACCCUGGUGUGUGUUUGUCGGUGGUGAAGAGUGGUGCGGUGGUGUUGGGGGAGGGCUGUGCCCCCAUGCCAAGGGAGAUGAGCUUCCCCGUCCCCAAGGGCUCCAACUGGCAUGACGUCUAUGACUACAUCAGGUUUCCAUCAGAUGGAAUGAAGAUGCCAUUUGAUUCCAUUCAAAAAGGUCAAAUUAACCAAGCAUCUGAAGUGUGUGACAGUCCAGAGCCUCAGGAGAGCGUGUGUGUGAGCCUCAGCAGGCCUGUGCGCGAUCGGGUCUCCCUCAUCCAGCAGAUCACCACUCCCAAACAUCGGCCCAAGCACAGGAAGGUAACCCUGGUGACCCCCACACUGCCUGAGGUGCCACCUGUCAGGCUGUCAGUUCCAGCAGCAGGGGACCCCGGUGCGGGCGGCAGGUGCCUGGAUGACGGUGGGGUGCACGUCUUCGCCACGCCCUUGGACCGCGAGGACGAGGAUGAGGACAUCAUCACCAGUCCCUUGCCACGUGCUCUGUCUCACUCGCCAGUAGUGGAGGUGUCAGAGGUGCCUUGUGCUGAAGUAACACGGCCCAUUUCUUUGCCUGCAACCAAAACCAGUCAUCAGCGGAAGCUGCAUCCAGAUCCAAUUCUGCGUCUAAACAGGAUCAUUGGCUUUGGAGGCAAAACCAUGAAGAAUGUGUUGUGGAGUAAGCUGGGUGAUGAGGUCAUUUACCCCUGUCACGCUGUCAUUGUCGCCAUGACAAUCUGCUCUGGAAAACAACGCUUCUUCAUUGGCCACACAGAUAAAGUAUCGGCCCUGGCGUUGAAUGGCAGCUGCACAGUGCUGGCGUCGGCCCAGGCAGACACACACUCACUGAUGAGGAUAUGGAGCUAUGAGACAGCGCAGUGUGUAGCCCUCGUCAACACACACGCACAGUCCCUCAACAUACUCAGCUUUUCCUACAGUGGAAGGGUCCUGUGUGGUGUUGGGAGGGAUGCACAUAGUAAAACAAUGCUAGUGGUGUGGAGCAGUGAGAGUGUGCUGAAGAAAGGAGUGGUGAGUGUGCUGGCCAAAGCACACACAGACGUGGACAUCAGAGCACUGAAGGUCUCCUGCUGCGACGAUAUGAGGAUGGUGUCGUGUGGGUUUGGUAACGUGCGUCUGUGGAGGCUGAGGAGCGGCUCUCUGCGCUCGUGUCCCCUCAACCUGGAUCAGCUCCACAGCCUGGAGUUCACCGACCUCGCUCUCUUACACACACACGCGCUGGGCGACACCGCUCAGGAACACACACUGUUUGUGAGCAGUAAGAGUGGUCACAUCCUAGAGGUGGACUAUGCUGCAGUGGCCAUUAAGAACGUGAGGAGACUCCUGCCAUCCCAACCCAGUCACGGCCAGCGCAGGGAGAAACAGACCUUCAACUCAGGUCCGGGUAUUGCGGUGAGCAGUAUCAGUGUGUGUGAGGCCUACUGCGCCACAGGAUCUGAAGACGGCUUCCUCAGGCUCUGGCCUCUCGACUUCAGCUCUGUAUUCCUGGAAGCUGAGCACGAGGGCCCGGUGUGUCACGUGUGUGUGUCAGGGGACAGCCUGAGGGUGCUGGCGUCGACGCGCUGCGGUAGCCUUGGGUACCUGGAGGUGGGCAGCCGGGCCUACACAACGCUCAUGCGCUCGCACACGCACACCGUGCUGGGGUUCAGCAUCGACGGCAUACGCAGGAGAAUCACCACCGCCUCGAGCGACGGCACCGUACGCAUCUGGGACAUGGACUCCAUGCAACAGCUGUAUGACUUCAUUUCAGAAGAUACCCCCUCCUCCGUGGCAUUCCACCCCAGCCUGCCGGUCUUCUGCUGCGGCUCCAGCUCUGGAUGCCUCCGCGUCUUUGACAUCACCACCGCCAGCAUGCUCGCCCAGCACAGGAAACACAGCGAGUCGGUAGUGGGCUGUGUGUUCUCUCCUGACGGGGAGUGUUUGUUCAGUGGCAGCGCUGAUGGCUCAUUGGCCCUCUAUAACUCCGCCCACCAGGAGAUUCCAAUGCUCAGAGUUCUGGGUAAUGUGUUGGCGCAGGGUGUGGAGCGUGCUCCUGAUGCUCUGGUUGUCAGCGGCGACAGCUCCAGACUGGCCUUCAUUGGACCGACAGAGCACACAGUUACACUCAUGGACGCACGCUCACUCGACGAGGUGCUGCGUGUGGAUGUGAGCAUACUGGACUUGGACAGUCCAAAGCUGGACUCUGCCCUUAAGGUCUGCUUCUCCCCGGCCAAAUCCUCUCACCUACUCAUCUCCACCUCCGCCAACAAGAUCCUCUACGUGCACACGCACACCGGCAAGCUGAACAGAGAGGUUAGUAGCGUGCAUAAGAAGUGUUGCUGGUCGCUAGCAGUGAGCGAGGAUAGCCGCUACUUGCUAACCGCCGGAUGUAACGCCCUCAAGGUGUGGGAUUACAACAUGGCCCUGGACGUCAACUCACAGGUAUAUAUCGGCCAUUCUGAGCCCAUUAAACAGGUGAGCUUCACACCAGAUCAGAUGGGCGUGGUCUCGGCAGGUGACGCCCUCUUCUUCUGGGACUUCCUGGCACACCCUCAGGAGGCCAUGAUCAGGUCACAACCAAUAUUCAACUCCCCUUCUAAAGCAGGUCCAUCAGGUGAUCCGGGGGCGGAGACUGAUGGGAUGUUGUUGUCCAGUGGGAUUCCGCGAGGCUCUGCUCCCCUUCCCUCAUUGGAUGUGACCCCUUUCGACAGGACCCCACAAGAUGCUUUUGGAGAGCUGUCUCUGAAUGAGGGUCCAUCGUUGGCACGUAGCCCCUCGCCUAUCCCCUCUCCAGCUCGCAGCCCCACGCCAAAACACUCGUCCUUCCUCCGAGUGACUGACAGGUCCCAGGGCGGAGCUUCCCCAGACAAGCCAGCCAAUGAACUGGGAGAAGACAAUCUUGGGACCUCCUCCCCCAAGGUUGAGCCGCGACCUGACUGCUACAAACAUUUCACGCUUCGCUACAACACCUCAGCUCCAGAACAGGGUGUUGUGGCCCCUCCCCCUGGAGAGGAGGGCCUGAGGCUGAACGCUGUGAUUGGAUAUAAUGGGAAUGGGCGUGGCAACAUGGUUUGGAACCCGGACACAGGUCUGUUUGUGUACACCUGCGGCUGUGUGUGUGUGGUGGAGAACCUCCACACUGGCUCUCAGAGGCAUUGGCUGGGGCAUAUGGAGGAGAUCUCCACACUCGCCAUCUCACAUGACGCGCAGCUGGUUGCAUCGGCGUCUGGGAGUGACGCCUCAUCCAAGAGCCUCAUCUGCAUAUGGAACGUGGCGGACGGUUCCCGUAGAAACAGCAUGUCUUUCCACAGGGGCGCCGUGCAGAGCAUGGCCUUCUCUCGGGACGACCGCUACUUCCUCUCUGUGGGCGACUACAGUGAGCAGGAGGUGGCGCUGUGGAGCGGCAGCUGCUUUGAGCUGUUGAGUCACGUGAGGGCUCCGUGGCCGCUUCAUGAGGCCCUGUUCAGCCCUGUCACUGACGGGCUACUGGCUGCAGUAGGAAGCUCAGGAACCCUAUUCUGUAGCAUACACACACACGGCACACGGACAGAGUUGCAGGUGCAGAGUGUGUGCGCGCCGGCUGAGGUGGGCGAUGCCGAGCUGACGUCUCUGUGCUUCAACGCCAACGGGCUGCUCUUCACCUCCACCAGCAGGGGGCAGGUGUGUGUGUGGGACUGCAGCACGCAGCGCUGCUUCAUGACCUGGGACGCCGACGAGGGCGAGAUCGGUGUGUUGCUGUGCUGUGGCAAUAGGUUGGUGUGUGGCAGCAACAGCAGACGUUUGAGGCUGUGGUCAGUUGCAGCCGUCCAAGCACUGAGACCACAGAACACAGAGAGAACACAGGACAGCAGCAGCCCCGCAGUGUUGCUGGAGCAGGAGAUGCAAUUGGACGGGGCGGUGGUGAGCGCCGCCUUCGAUGACGCCAUGGACAUGGGCAUAGUGGGCAGCACUGCAGGCACCCUGUGGUACACCAACUGGAUGGAGAACACGAGCAUACGCCUCAUCAACGGACACAAGAGCAAGGUAAAUGCUGUGCUGUUCAGCCCGGACGAGAGUCGCUUUGCCACCUGUGGCCAAGACGGGAGCCUAAGAGUCUGGGCGUUGCCUAGCAACGAACUACUGGUGCAGUUUCAGGUCCUCAAUCAGAGUUGUGAAUGUUUAAGCUGGAGUCCGGGGAUGGCGUCGGCGUGUGUGUCAGGGGGCUACAGCGACGGCACGAUCCGCGUCUUCAACUUGAACUCCUCUGAGAUGGAGAUGAAGCUGCAGCCUCAUCCCACGGCCGUCUGUGCCCUGCAGUAUUCUGACACCGGUCUGGUGCUGUUGUCCGCGUGCAGAGACGGUCUUAUUGCGGUCAUCAGUCCAGUUACCGGGGCAACACUGCGCGUCAUUGGAGAUCACAAAGGAGCCGCUAUCACCUGCAUUCAGAGCACCAAGAAACAGUAUAAAGAGUUCGGUCUUCAGGGAGAUGAGCUCUGGUUGGCUGUGAGCGCCGAUAGGCGGGUCAGCGUCUGGGCUGCUGAUUGGAAGCUGGAUAAGUGCGACCUGCUUGAUUGGCUGAGCUUCCCUGCCCCUGCUGCACCGGAGAAUGGGGACGUCUUGCCACCCAGCCUAGCUGCCUUCAGUCCCUGUGAGAGAGGGGUCGUCGUCUACACUGGCUACGGCGUGACCAAAGACAUCACCUUUUACUGCCUGAACAAAAAACAGGUCUUGAGGACUAUUAUGUUGGCAGACUGGGCACUCUGCCUAAGUGUCAGCAGUAAGGGACGUCUGCUUGCCGUUGGCUCCAAGCGCCGUGUGGUGAAGGUUCUCCACAGCUCGUCAGGUCGUUUCCAGGACUUCACUCCUCACGGAGACUCGGUACAGCUCUGCACCUUCUCCCCCUCAGGAAGGCAGCUGCUCACCGCCGCACACAACGAGAUACUACUGUGGAACACUCACAGCCUCUAACACACACACACACACACACACACACACACACAGGAAGACAAUUGCUCACCACUGCACACUAGAUACUACUGUGGAACACACUCAAACACAAACGCGCCUCAAACACAAACGCGCUUGAACACACACACAUUAGGGGUGUAAAUCACAGUCCCAUGGCGAUAAGAUACGGUAUCGAUUUUUUAAAUCAGGGAUUUUAUUAUUUUCGAUUCCCCACGAUACGAUUCGAUUAAAUUGCCGGCCGUAGGUUCAAUGCAUCAAUACAUUUUGAAUAUUAUUUAACACACACACACACACACACACACACACACACACACACACACACACACACACACACACACACACACACACACACACACACACACACACACACACUCACUCACUCCGUCCCUGAAGAACAGAGACACGCUUUCUGACACAUUCCAGACACACACAGAGAACCAUACAAUCAAUAGUGACAACAAACUAUGUGCCCUGAUGUUGGCCUAGUAUGUGUACAGAGACAUAACAACACGUAACAAGAUUAACCUGAGGAAAGUUUACAAAGCUUAACCAGAGCAUAUGUCCAAAGAAGACGUCUAACCAUAUGCACUACAGUUGUUUUUUUCUCCUCUGUCAAGAAGGCUUUUUGUUCCUUAGCUGAUACAGUAGAACCUUUAGUAAAUACAAGUAUGUGCCUUGUGUCCAUAUAUGGGCAUACAUUUUUAUUAGAUGUAUAUUUUUUGUUUAUUUGUUUUUUACUGUGAAUGUGAUGUGUUUUAUAUGUUGAUGCUUGACUUUUAAGACCUUGUAUAUAAAAGCUUUUUAAAUAAAAUGUAA